Messenger RNA from Dendroctonus ponderosae (mountain pine beetle), 3873 nucleotides. RefSeq names its product protein OSCP1 (gene OSCP1). Gene Ontology annotation, cellular component: cytoplasm; plasma membrane. The transcript has 5 exons. The record is from RefSeq and is a predicted model, not a curated record. Gene Ontology annotation, biological process: transport. NCBI's taxonomy places the organism in Eukaryota, Metazoa, Arthropoda, Insecta, Coleoptera, Curculionidae. The coding region runs from base 152 to 1126 and encodes 324 amino acids.
GCCAAAAGUGUACUUACCUGCAGCCAUGUCGCUAGUCUUUUGAUAUUAAAAUCGAUUGAUGGUCACCUCAUUCAAUAACAACUCUACCGUAGUUCAGAUCCGGCCAGUUAAAACAAUAGAAAGAACGGAAAUUGCACUGUAGAUAUUAGAAAUGUCGUUAUAUUCGACACCUUUUGUCGUCCUAAAUUUGGGUUCGGAAAUGAUAUUUGUAGUUGCUCGACGGCUACAAGCACAGAAUAUUUCGGAGGAACGGGCCGUACUAGUGUUGGAGGACUUAAUUGCUGGCUUAACUAGCAAUCGCCUCAUCAAGGAACUAAUGAGGCCUCAGACCAUAUACAGCCAAGAGGCUGUUAGAGAAAUCAUUGAAAACAUUGCCAACAACUCUUCGUCCAUGAAGCUGGAUGCCAUCAGCAUGAACAAGCUUUGGGACUUGAUAACCAUGGUGUUUAAGUGGCAGCUUGCAAUGUCUUCUGCGGCAAUUGAAACCUCUCAGCGACAUCUGGCUGAAUUGGAAAUGUAUGUUGCGAGCGAAGGCACCCAGUUGCAGUUGCACCGAGUGCAAAACAUAAUGGAAAAUUUCAAUAAGAUCCUAAACCCCCAAGAAAAAGUUGAGCUCCAUAAAGACCUCGUCAACUGGUGUCAAAAUUUUCAUGUUAGAGUUUCCCUGCUACUACGAAUGGGACUUCAAGACAACGAUGGCCAGUUUAUCGUGAAUAAUUUGGAUCCAGUGGCGGAAAAGCUGCUGGAGAACAUCGGCAGCAACAUCUACGAGGCAACCGAGAAUGGACGCAUCUUGGAAAACCGAGAAAAUGACAAAAAGGCCUCGUUGGCCCUGGAGAAUGUUAACGAGCUCAACUGCUUCGUGGAUGAAAUGUUGGGAGAAAGGAAACUGAGCUCCAGCAGCACAGAUGGUAGUUCCACUCUCUUGCGAUUAUCUUCUCUGACUGAAACUAAGCUGAACAACAACGGCGACGAUAGAUUUGAUAAUAUUGAUGUGAACGUGGGUGACAGUGAGCAACUGCAGCAUCUGAUGACCGAUUUGAGCGUUCGAGACGAUUUGGAGCAAAACAGUUUCAAAGACGAUUUGCUAAGCAUGAUUGAGGGCGGUCAAAGUGAUAUAGUUUAGAUUUCAUUGCUAUCUAAGUCUUUAAUGUGUUAAGGAUAAUAAGGGUUUUCGAAUUUGAUUAGAUUAGGUUUUUCAAAACUUUUGCCAAUAGUACGUAGGGACUCUACUGGCAAAAUAAUAUAAGCAAAUAUAAACUAUAAACUGUUGAGUAUUUGGGGCUUCGAGGCCGUCGUGGAAAAUAACUUUUUCCUGACGUUUCGCGAGUACGAGUGGCUGGCGUCUUCAGCGGUGGUUGCUCGAAGCAGCAAAUACUAAUUUAAUUUGUAUUAAAAAAGUAAUAAUCGGUUGCCCAUAGUGCCUACAAUGAGACGCAAGACAAUUAAAUGUUCCUCGAAUGAUUAAGCAGUAAUCAGCGAAUCACACAAUUUGGAGUUAUCUACGUGCAAUUUUUACAUACUUAGGUAUAUGAAAUGUUUUGUAAUCAAUAUUCUUACAUUGGCGCAACUCGGUAGAAUCUUUGUGAUUUUUUCUACCUUAUUCAGUUAGAAAUUACUUCGAUUGCUCCUGUUCUAUAAACAAUUUAAUUACAUUUUAUGUUGCAAUGUACUACAUAUAUUUAUAUUAAACAUAUUUCAACUAUCCUGAUAAGUUUAUACAGGGUGUCUCACGGUCAGCGUCCAUUAGACUAUUUCGACAACUAAUGGGAUUUGAACCCCGCAAAUUUGGAUAAUGGGAUUUUCGGAGACGCUCUUUUCAGAUGAAAUAACAGCGACAUUAUGCGACUUACGGUUAUUCCAGAAGUUGUCUCAAACCUACUUAUUUUGACAAUAAAACACCCAAAUGACUGCGUGCUUUAGGGUGGGAGAUCCGAAUUUUUAAGUGACCGGACGCAAUUGACGGACACUAUCAAUUUUGCGAGUCACAUUAACAAAGAAGGCAAAAAUCAGAUUCCGGAUGGAUUUUUCUGAAACUUUCCACGUCCAUCGGAUCAAAUGUCUACUCACGUAGGUAAAAUACUCAACUUCCUGCGUGCUUUAGUUUGGGAGAAGCGAAUUUUUAAGCAAGCAAGCGCAAUUGACGGACAACAUCAAUUUUGUGAGUCCCGAUUAUAAAGCCGGCAAAAAUCAGAUUCCGAAUGGAUUUUUCUCAAACUUUCCACGUCCAUCGGAUCAAAUGGCCACUAAAGUUGGUAAAAUACUCAACUUCCUACGUGCUUUGGUUUGGGAGGCGCGAAUUUUUAAGUAAGCGAGCGCAAUUGACGGACACUAUCAAUUUUGUGAGUCCCAUUAACAAAGAAGGUAAAAAUCAGGUUCCGGAUGGAUUUUUCUGAAACUUUCCACGUCUUUCGGAUCAAAUGUCCACUAAAGUUGGUAACAGUCUCAACUUCCUGCGUGCUUUAGUUUGGGAGAAGCGAAUUUUUAAGCAAGCAAGCGCAAUUGACGGACAACAUCAAUUUUGUGAGUCCCAAUUAUAAAGCCAGCAAAAAUCAGAUUCCGGAUGGAUUUUUUUGAAACUUUCCACGUCCAUCGGACCAAAUGUCCACUAAAGUAGGUAAAAUACUCAACUUCCUGCGUGCUUUAGUUUGGGAGGCGCGAAUUUUUAAGUAAGCGAGUGAAAUUGACUGACGUCAAUUUUGAGUCACAUUUGCAAAGAAGGCAAAAAUCAGAUUCCGGAUGGAUUUUUCUGAAACUUUCCACGUCUAUCGGAUCAAACGUCCACUAAAGUUGGCAACAGACUCAACAUCCUGCGUGCUUUAGUUUGGGAGACGCGAUUUUUUAGUAAGCGAGCGCAAUUGACGGACACCAUCAAUUUUGUGAGUCACAAUUAUAAAGCCGGCAAAAAUCAGUUUCCGGAUAGAUUUUUCUGAAACUUUCCAUGUCUAUCGGAUCAAAUGUCCACUAAAGUUGGUAACAGACUCAACAUCCUGCGUGCUUUAGUUUGGGAGGCGCGAAUUUUUAAGUAAGCGAGUGAAAUUGACUGACAUCAAUUUUGAGAAUCACAUUUGCAAAGCCGGCAAAAAUCAGUUUCCGGAUGGAUUUUUCUGAAACUUUCCAUGUCUAUCGGAUCAAAUAUCCACUAAAGUUGGUAACAGUCUUAACUUCCUGCGUGCUUUAGUUUGGGGGAAGCGAAUUUUUAAGCAAGCAAGCGCAAUUGACGGACAACAUCAAUUUUGUGAGUCCCAWUUAUAAAGCCGGCAAAAAUCAGAUUCCGGAUGGAUUUUUCUGAAACUUUCCAAGUCCAUCGGAUCAAAUUUUCACUAAAGUUGGUAAAAUACUUAACUUCCUGCGUGCUUUAGUUUGGGAGGCGCGAAUUUUUAAGUAAGCGAGUGAAAUUGACUGACAUCAAUUUUGAGAAUUACAUUUGCAAAGCCGGCAAAAAUCAGGUCAAGUGCCUACUAAAGAUGCUAAAAGAUGCAACUGCCUGUCUGCUUUAGUCUGGGAGAUAUGAAUUUUUAAGUAAGCAAGGGCAAAUAUAUUUUUUCAGGUUCACGGCUUGCGUACCUAGUGUACCUAGGUACGCAUUUUCAAUAAAACAUUUGGAUUUUCUGCUCCAAAAACGCAUUAUUAGCGCUCAAAUGCAUCUAAAGUUUGCCUGUAUAACAAUUCUGAAUAUUCUUCUAUUCUAUAUUAAGCGUGAUCGUUUUAUUUUGUUUAAAGAACCUGCGAUUUUCCUGCCUGAAAAUGCUUGUUUGCCUUGCUUUUGUUAACCUUGAGACACCCUGUAUACUCAUCUUCGACUUUAUUGGCUGAAAGCAGCACUUAGAAAAGUAAGUUGUAUCAAUAUAUCGAAAUAUUUCAAACAACAUA